Molecule: messenger RNA, 1305 nt
Organism: Lipotes vexillifer (Yangtze River dolphin)
Lineage: Eukaryota; Metazoa; Chordata; Mammalia; Artiodactyla; Lipotidae
Gene: FBXL21
Product: Putative F-box/LRR-repeat protein 21
Exons: 4
Biological process (GO): entrainment of circadian clock by photoperiod
Cellular component (GO): nucleus; cytosol
Molecular function (GO): protein binding
Source: RefSeq, a predicted model, not a curated record
AUGAAGAGGAACAAUUUAUCUGUUGUGAAUAAAGUUGUCCAGUCUUCACCAGCAGUGAAACAGCCUAAACUUGGGUUCUACUCUUCUCUCAACCAGACUCAUACAUACACCGUCCUUCUAGACUGGGGGAGUUUGCCUCACUAUGUAGUGUUACGCAUUUUUCAGUAUCUUCCUUGAAUGGAUCGGGCCCGGGCAUCUUCUGUAUGUAGGAGAUGGAAUGAAGUUUUUCAUACUCCUGACCUUUGGAGAAAGUUUGAGUUUGAACUGAACAAGUCGGCUACCUCAUAUUUUAACUCCACUCAUCCUGAUCUCAUUCAGCAGAUCAUUAAAAAGCAUGCUGCCCAUCUCCAGUAUGUCAGCUUUAAGGUUGAUAGUAGUACUGAAUCAGCAGAAGCUGCCUGUGAUAUACUUGCUCAGCUGGUAAAUUGUUCUAUACAGACUUUGGGCUUGAUUUCAAUGGCCAAGCCAAGUUUUAUGAAUGUGUCAAAGUCUCAUUUUGUGUCAGCACUUACAGUUGUUUUUGUCAACUCAAAAUCAUUAUCAUCAAUCAAAAUUGAAGACACACCAGUGGAUGAUCCUUCUUUGAAGAUUCUUGUGGCCAAUAAUAGUGAUACUCUAAGACGCCUCAAAAUGAGUAGCUGUCCUCAUGUUUCAUCUGAUGGAGUCCUUUGUGUAGCUGACCAUUGUCAAGGUCUUAGAGAACUGGCAUUAAAUUAUUACAUGCUAAGUGAUGAACUUCUCCUGGCCCUUUCAAGUGAGACCCAUGUUAACCUUGAGCAUCUUCGAAUAGAUGUUGUGAGUGAAAAUCCUGGACAAAUCAAAUUUCUUUCUAUUAAAAAACAAAGUUGGGAUGUGCUCAUUAAACACUCCCCUGGAGUCAGUGUUGUUAUGUACUUCUUUUUAUAUGAAGAGGAAUUGGAGACGUUCUUCAAAGAAGAAACCCCUGUUACUCACCUUUAUUUUGGUCGUUCCGUAAGCAAAGCACUUCUAGGACGGAUAGGUCUUAACUGUCCACGACUAAUAGAGUUAGUAGUAUGUGCUAACGGUCUUCAGGCUCUUGAUAAUGAACUUAUUUGUAUUGCUGAACACUGUAAAAACUUAACAGCCUUGGGCCUCAGUGAAUGUGAAGUUAGCUGCCGUGCAUUCAUUGAGUUUGUAAGACUAUGUGGGAGAAGGCUAACCCAGCUGUCUGUCAUGGAGGAAGUUUUGAUCCCUGAUGAUGAUUAUAGCCUAGAUGAAAUUCAUGCUGAAGUCUCCAAAUACCUGGGAAGAGUAUGGUUCCCUGAUGUCAUGCCUCUCUGGUAA